Arabidopsis lyrata subsp. lyrata is the source of this 1755-nucleotide messenger RNA. RefSeq lists its product as uncharacterized. NCBI's taxonomy places the organism in Eukaryota, Viridiplantae, Streptophyta, Magnoliopsida, Brassicales, Brassicaceae. The record is from RefSeq and is a predicted model, not a curated record. The transcript is spliced from 3 exons. The coding region runs from base 1139 to 1621 and encodes 160 amino acids.
CAGAGAAUGCGGAAAGGUUGUUCUCAUCCCAAGUCUCUCGGUGAGUCUCUAGAGUGGUAUUCAGAAUCGUACUUGAGGAUAGGUUGAAUUGAAAUCGGAGAUUGGAGAAGUAUCUGCAGUAUAUGAAUGAAUGAUGAAGGGUCUUCAUGUACUUCAUAUACUCCUCCAUUGAUUCGAUUGGGGUUAGAUGUGCUUCAAUUGUCUCCAUCGAUGCAGAUUACCACAAUCGAUCAUUGUUACUAGUUUGGUUUUUGGGAUUUCCAAACCAGAUUUAUGCUGUUUGACAUUUUCAAUUUUGUUUCCUUUCGUGUAGCUAAUAAUCGUUGGUUGAUGUCUUUAGUGAUGAUGCAUUGACCCAGCUUCUACAGAUCAUACGACGAGGAAAAGAGGCGAUAUAUAUAUGCGCUCACAUAUACUUGAAAAAAUGGUCUCUUGCACAGGUACUACGCAAUGAAUGAAUAUGCCUUGUAGAAGCAUAAUGCUGUUUCCAUGAAUAUGUCAGCACAGGUCCGUCUAGUUUUGCUUUACAACUUAUCAUGGAGUUUCCUUUUAUGUGCUACUUGCUUGCUUCCAGAGAGUCAUCCUGUCUUGUCAAGAACGAGAUAUCUCGCUAUAACUGGACUAUUGUUCUGGAAUCACCUUACGAGUGUCAAAUUUAUUGACAAAUUAGAGUUUUGAUUUGCGUUGAGGCUAAGCAUAUGUUUGAGUUGAUGAUUAGGAAGGACUGUCUCCCAAUCGUAGUUUAACUUAUAGUACCUUUAUACAUGUAUUUUGUAAGGCUAAGAGAGUAGACCAAGGUAUGGAACUCUUCCGCUAGAUGUCUCAAAGAGGAGGAUUGGUUGGCGACAUAUAUAGUCACUUACAAGUUACAAUACCCUUAUCCAAGGGUUUUCUCAAGUGGGCAAUUCUGUUAUGGCUCAAGAAACUUUUUUUCAGGAUUAUUUUGAUGGGCAUCAGCUCAACUCAUCAAAGAAACGAGGAGUUGCAGGUUUGCUGGAGAUGCUUCAACCUUUGGCGCGGUCACUAAUAUGUUGCAUGAUCAGAGAUUGGACUCGAUAUGCGAUGUCUUUGAGCUGAAUCAGAUUUUUAUUUUACUUUUCUACUCAUUACUUCUUCUCGGUUCAGUCCUUAUGCUCUCAUGUUAACUAUGGGCAAUAGAUAUGUUUAUAUUCGGAUGUCUUGUGUGACUGAUACUUAUUUCUCUGUUUGGGUGCAAACUAGAGUUGAUCCAAACCUUCAAGAAGAUUUCUCAUGUUUUGGGAGUCUCCAACUUCGUUAUUUCGAGCCAUUAAGCUUCCCCAUUGGAGCUGCUAAUGACAAGACGAGGUGUUAUGUGUACAUGAAAGGCUCAAAGGACAAUCCAUGGAGUUUAAAUUGCUCUGUUAUACUUCAGAGAAUAGCUAAUGGAAAAGACUCUUCUCGUAUUACUAAAGUAUUAUGCAGGUGUUCCCAUGGCUCAAACGAUUGUACAUAUGAGCAAUUCGUUGAAGGACUUAAGAUUUCAAGUACUGGAACUGGACAGUACUUGUAUGUUUGUGCAGCCGCAAGCUCAGCAGAUGAUCCACGGCGAGAUCUCCUUGUUCAGCUACCAAAAACUCUAGAAGAAUUUUUGAAUUCGUGAACAAUGCAAUGCAGCCAUAGUUAACGUCACUGGGUAUGAAGAUUAUAGAAGAUGAAUACGAGCUGUCUUGUCAGAUAGAAGUGAUGAAUGAACAUCAAAUAAUUCUUAUGAUAUUUCAUGUUCUUAACUUCUCU